Molecule: messenger RNA, 2386 nt
Organism: Bursaphelenchus okinawaensis
Lineage: Eukaryota; Metazoa; Nematoda; Chromadorea; Rhabditida; Aphelenchoididae
Source: the annotation of a GenBank genome assembly
AUGCUCUGUUUCUCGAGCCGACUUACUUCACUUCUGAAUCCUUCUCGCCCGGAUGUCGAGAUCAGUUCGCUGUUCCGUUUUUACUUCGCGACUCUUUUCAGAUGUCGCGCUAGACUAAUCACGGAGACCAUGAUACUCAGGUUGGUACUGUGUACCAUUUUGUCGGGAGUGGCGGCCAAGUAAGUUGUACCAGAUGGGUAAUGAUGAUAUUUAAAGGAAAUAUACAGUAUACCGGUUGAAUAUAGAGAACGAUGCUCAGUUCAGGAUGAUGUCCAAGUUGGUGGAACAGUCGAAUGAGGUAGGUCUCAAGAUGACAUGUAUAAAGUAAAACAAGGUUUAUAUUGUGUUUUUGUAACGGAAAUGCCCUUGAAAGCCUCUCUUACCGUCUCCUUGAACUUUACCCCGCCCCUUUUCCCACGUGCCCCCAAUUACCUGACUUCGCCCGGUUUCAGUACAACUUUUGGAAGGAGGCGAAGGGCGUCGGAGACACGGCGGACGUCAUGGUCAAAGACGUGCUAAUUGAUGGCUUCCUCCACAAAGUGGACCUCUUCAACAUGACUCACAAGGUGAUGAUCGACGACGUCGAAAAGUGAGUUUUCUCUUCAGAAGUCAACAAUAAUGACCAUUAAACAAACUAGCGAUGACUUUUGACAUUUCAAACCAAUGAGUGAUAACUUUAACCAAUGAUAACCUAAACACCGUGACUUCAGCCUGAUUCUGAAGCGGAGCAAAGAUGCUUCUCCGAAGAGAAAGGAGCGAGUACAGUACGAUCCUCCCUUCAAACGAGUCAACUUCAACCUGGCUAAGUACCACUCGUUUGGGGAGAUGAUCAACUACCUCAACUCUUUGGCCAUCAACUAUCCUCAAAUAGUACGAGUACAGCCAAUCGGUACCACCCACGAAGGUCGACAGAUCCCCUUGAUUAAGAUCAGCUCCAACAAAGGGAACGGCCAGAAUCCAGGAAUCUGGAUUGACGGUGGGAUUCACGCUCGAGAGUGGGUGUCUCCAGCAGCGGUUAUCUACUUCAUCGACCAGGUAACACAACUAUAAAAGGGUUGUUUAUAUUGUUAGUUCUGGCUUUGAAUUGAACUAUGAUUUACAUCCAAAAUGAAAACAAAUAUAAAAUAAUUAAAAGUUCUAUUUCAGUUGGUGACAUCAUACGACACCAACCCGCAAAUCCGACAUUUGGUAGACAACAUCGACUGGUACAUAGUACCAUUGUUGAAUCCAGAUGGGUACGAGUACAGUAGGAGUAGUUUCGACCCAGAAGUCAGAUUGUGGAGGAAGAAUCGAUCUCCUGCCCAGUGCACAACUCAAAGUACUGGUAAGUACUGAUAAAAAUGGCUAACAUAUCUUUGUAUUAUUAUGCUGAUAACACUGUACUGUAUGUAAACUUGUGAUUUUAGGCGUGUUUUCGGUGCCACGUACCAUUUGUUGCCAGGGUGUGGAUCUGAACAGAAACUUUGAUUGGUUCUUUGGCCAAGUCGGCUCCUCCACUGAUCCGUGCUCAGAGAUUUACAAUGUAGGUGUGAACAAUGUUUUUUAUAACAUUAUUGUCUGAAAUAGAUCUUACUUUAUAAAAGGGAAAUUUUGACAUCGAAGUAAUGUAACUCUCAAUUGUUUCAGGGAAGAUUCGCCUUCAGUGAGCCAGAAACCAGGGCAGUCCGCGACUUUGUGACUGGACUAAACGGUCAAAUCAAGGCUUUUAUGACAUUUCACAGUUACUCCCAAAUCCUCAUGUAUCCAUUUGGCCAUGCCCUAAGGACAUACCCAAAUGAUGUGGACGAUCUCAGCUCGACUGCUUUGAAGGCCGCUCAAGCACUACAGUCCCAGUACGGCAUCAAAUACACAGUCGGUACUGGAGCCGACACUCUUUGUAAGUGCUCAUGCAAAUACACACUGAGUUGGUUGCUAUCUUUCGUAGUAUAAUACUUCUAAGACAAUGUAGCCCUUGCGUUUUAGACCCAGCGUCAGGAGGUUCAGAAGAUUGGGCCAAGGGCAGAAUGGGAAUCAAGUACUCAUUUCUCUUCGAACUUCGGCCUGAUGACACUGUAGCCGAAGGAUUUUUGUUAGCAGAACGAGAAGUAAGUAUAUUGCUCAUACAACAAGCGUCUGUUACAUUCUUUUUAGAAUUAUAUAUACUUGAAGCGACAAUAACUAAAAGUUGCCAUUUCAGAUCGUUCCAACUUGCCGAGAGACGUGGGAGGCAAUUAAAGUGAUAGCCUUGGAGACGGUCCGCUACAUGGCUGGACCCACGCAAAGCCGGCUUCAGAAGCGGGAGUGUGUCGACUACGACAACUUCUGUCCAUAUUGGGCCGAGAACGGUGCCUGCACGGCGUGGCCAAGCAUGAAAGACCGCUGUGCCAAGAGUUGCAACCUUUGUUAA